AUGGAAAGCUACGCAGACAUGGAUGGUCCCCCCUCCGGCGAUCCAAGGGACGACGUCGACGACAAGCGAUCCUACUCUCGCUCACCGAUUCCCGCCCCACGCCGCGACAACGCCAACGGUGAUGGUGAUGGCGAUGGACGCACGCCUUCUCGUUCCCCGCCACCACCACCACGCCGUAGUAGGGACACGCGCAGCCCGAGUCGCGGGAGAAUGAAUGCCAGACCCGCCUCGCCCCCACCAGCUAAGCCUCGCCACGCGCCAAAGGAUGUACAGGCGUCAAACAUCCUCGGCGUCUUUGGUCUCAGCAUCAGGACCGUGGAGCGCGACCUCGAGGAGGAAUUUGGGCGCAUCGCAGAUGUGGAGAAGGUCGUCAUUGUCUAUGAUGCUAGGACGGAGCGUUCCCGCGGGUUCGGUUUCGUGACAAUGAAGGACACUGAAGGCGCUCAGGCGGUUAUUGAUGCUCUCAAUGGAAUCGAACUCCACGGCCGCAAGAUCCGCGUCGACUUCUCGGCGACUAAGCGCCCGCACUCACCCACGCCAGGAGAGUACCGCGGCGCCCUCCGACCAGACGACCGUGGUCCCCCUCCUCCUCGCGGGCCACCCCGCGGUGGUGGGUGGGGUCCCCCGCCUCCUGGAUGGGGCCCACCGCCGCCCGGCUACGGACGCUAUGGCCCCCCUCCUCCAGGAUGGGGCCCGCCCCCUCCCCCGCCCGGUUACGGUCGAUACGGCCCUCCUCCCCCGCACGACAGGUGGGGCGGACCACCCCCUCCUCGUGGCUCUCGUUUUGAUGAUCCCUAUGGGCCACCACCCCCUCGCGGCGACCGCGACCCGUACGCGCGAUCAGGCUCCGCAGCUGAUGACAGGGACGAUUGGCGUCGCAGGCCUAGCCCGCCUAGGAGGGACAGAGACAGGGACAGUAGGAGGGAUAGGGACGAUAGUCCGCCAAGGAGGAGGCAUAGGGACGAUCCGCCUAGUCCGCCUAGGAGGAGGGGGGAUGACUAUUGA
Molecule: messenger RNA, 1005 nt
Organism: Jaminaea rosea
Lineage: Eukaryota; Fungi; Basidiomycota; Exobasidiomycetes; Microstromatales
Product: RNA-binding domain-containing protein
Exons: 4
Coding region: 1-1005 (334 amino acids)
Biological process (GO): positive regulation of mRNA splicing, via spliceosome
Cellular component (GO): spliceosomal complex
Molecular function (GO): RNA binding
Source: RefSeq, a predicted model, not a curated record